Molecule: messenger RNA, 1831 nt
Organism: Aspergillus ibericus CBS 121593
Lineage: Eukaryota; Fungi; Ascomycota; Eurotiomycetes; Eurotiales; Aspergillaceae
Product: phospholipase, PLC-D
Exons: 7
Coding region: 213-1616 (467 amino acids)
Biological process (GO): phospholipid catabolic process
Molecular function (GO): hydrolase activity, acting on ester bonds
Source: RefSeq, a predicted model, not a curated record
GGACCAUGGCUCGCUUUCACCGAUAAUCGCCACCGUUUUUUUUUUGCUUCUAGAUUACCUGUGAUGCACGCUGCCUGCCGUGUGGAUCCUGCGCUCGAAGGCGCCAUGGUGCAUCCGACCAGGUCCGAAUCCGCUCGAGUCAUGCGAGAUGGAGAUAAAUAUCGCACGGGUUGGCCUGUUCUGCUCAGAGGCAGCAAGUUGCAAACGGCAUUAUGAAGCUGAACGUGGCUACUCUCUCGGCCCUGGCCACUGUGGCCUCCGCUCUUCCUCACCGGCGCAACGAUGAGACCUGGGGACAGAUCCGAUCCAACAUCAAACAUGUCGUCUACUUGAUGAUGGAGAACCACUCGUUCGACAACAUCGCGGGUUACUGGGACUUUCACACCGACAUUGACAACCUGCGCAACAUCACCUACUGCAACGAGUACACCAACCCCAACUGGACGGUCUGGGAUGAGCCUCUCAAUGUGUGUGCUGCGCCGUUCGAGACCGAGGUGCCCUUGAGCGAUCCGGAUCACAACUUUGCCGGUACCACCUAUGAGAUCUUCCGCACGUGGUACCCCAACAAGACCGAUGUGCCCAACAUGGGAGGGUUCAUCGAGCGUCAGUCGGAGAAGUACGAGGCCAGCCCAGGCGAGGCCGGCUUUGUGAUCAAGGCGUAUGAUGAGAAGAAGACGGCGACCCUGGUGGAGGUUGCGAAGAACUUUGCUUUCUGGGAUAGCUACUUUGCGGAACACCCCGGACCUACCAACACCAACCGUCAAUUCGCUACCUCGGGCUCGACCUGCGGGUUUGUGGACAACACCUACCAGGCCGCCGGGUGGUAUGCGAACUACACGGGAACCACCUGUGCCACGUCGAUCUUCGAGUCGCUGAGCAACAAGAACAUCACCUGGAAGAAUUACUAUGAGACAGACAUUGUCGAUGCCUACAUGUACAAGUGGGUGCAAGACAACGCCAUGGACCGUCUAGUCCACUCGGACCAAUUCUACCGCGAUCUGGAAGAAGGCACGCUGCCUCAGUUCUCCUACUACAACCCCGAGUGCUGCACCAUCGACUCGAUGCACCCGACCAGCAACAUGGCCUCGGGCGAGCAGCUGAUCAAGCAUCUGUACGAUGCGGUGCGCAAGUCGCAGUACUGGGACAACGUUCUGAUCAUCAUCAACUUUGACGAGCACGGUGGUUUCGCCGACCACGUCCCCACCCCGAUCAACGUCCCCCAGCCUGAAGACGGCAUCACGUUUUCCGGUCUGUCGGACGGCCACAACGUGACCUACGACUUUACCCGUCUGGGUAUUCGUGUCCCCGCCUUCAUCAUCUCCCCAUACGUCCCCGCCAACCACCUGAUCCACGACCAGGGCACCAUGUACGCCAACAACUCGCAGUACACGCAUACUUCGUUCCUGCACUUCCUGCAGGAGCUGUGGGGUCUGGAGGGUCUGAACAACCGGGUGCAGUGGGCCAAGACGUUCGAGCAUGUGUUUACGAACGAGAAGCGCACGGAUACACCGGAGAAGUUGACGACCCCGACGUGGUAUGGUAGCAGCUGGGAACCGAAGCCGGAUCCGUUUUAUAAGCUGAACCAGGAUUAUGAUUAUUACGCGAAUUUAGAUUGACGAGAUGAUAUGAGAUUGACGACGAGGAUGAGGAUGAGGAUAUAAAGUACAGUGAUCAUUCAUGUAUCAUCAGAGCAGCGAACAAAGAUAAAAGAUAAAAUAGACAGCAGAGCUAAUGAGCAUACCAUGCAACUCCCACCUCCCAAACCCACAACCAAUAUCCCAAUAAAACAUCUACUGACUCUUCUUCUCCUCAACACCUCCCCUCCCCACCC